Messenger RNA from Antechinus flavipes (yellow-footed antechinus), 10333 nucleotides. It is a transcript of the gene HEXIM2, whose product is annotated as HEXIM P-TEFb complex subunit 2. The record is from RefSeq and is a predicted model, not a curated record. The transcript has 3 exons. Gene Ontology annotation, biological process: negative regulation of cyclin-dependent protein serine/threonine kinase activity; negative regulation of transcription by RNA polymerase II. Gene Ontology annotation, cellular component: nucleus; nucleoplasm; cytoplasm. Lineage: Eukaryota; Metazoa; Chordata; Mammalia; Dasyuromorphia; Dasyuridae. The coding region runs from base 580 to 1305 and encodes 241 amino acids. Gene Ontology annotation, molecular function: cyclin-dependent protein serine/threonine kinase inhibitor activity; 7SK snRNA binding.
CCUUCAAUUCGUCACCAACGAAUGGUGGCAGAGACGGGCAUGGCGACGAGGGCAUUUGACCAAUCAGAGACUCAAAGGCGGUGCGCCUGAACUGGGACUGCUGGGUUUUGAAGUUCUUAAGGCGUGGUUGUGGAAGUGAACGGGAUUCUGUUCCUCUUUUUCUGACUAGAUAAACUACAAUCCCCAGCAGGCGUCACGGCUUACGGUCUCCCCACCCACCCCACCCUCGUUCCCCGACGUCCUCGCGCUCUUGCGGCUUGCUGGGGCUGUUGCUGAAUUCUCUGCAAGAUACAGGGCUUAGGCAAUAGGAAUUGCAGACAGGAGGCUGCUACGCAGACACCGAGCCGUUGUCGUGCGUGGCAGCCCUUGGCAACAAAUAGCAAGACCUUCAUAGAGAAGCUUCUGCUCCAAUAGGAGAGACAUCUUCCUCCCAUCACUACCCCCAAAUCUCCUGGAAGAAGGAGCCUUCCUGAACCCGGUGCUAACCUGGAGGAGACAGAGAACUCUGGGAACCCCUUCAGCCCCAGUAUACCACCUGAGCCCCCUGACUCUGGUGGCUGUCGGCUCCUGACCCCUGGGAUGGAUAGCCCAUCAGAAUGGAAAGAGCCGGCAAAACCCAGCAAUGGCAGCAAUGAAUCGAAUGGAACAUCCCAAGCCAAGAGCCCAGAUUGUGGCUCUGCUGAGGCAUUGGGUCGAAGGAAGCACAGGCGGAGGUCCUCAAAACGCAAAAGGCAUGGAUGGCGGCCCUACCUGGAACUGAGCUGGGCCGAGAAGCAGCAAAGAGAUGAGCAGCAGAGCCAGCGGGCCUCCAGGGUUCGAGAGGAGAUGUUUGCCAAGGGGCAGGCUGUAGCACCCUACAAUACCACUCAGUUCCUGAUGGAUGACCAUGACCUUGAGGAGCCAGACCUAGGGAACCCCCAGGGAGCCCCCCACCAGGGUUCUGGAUGGGAGGAGGAAGAUGGGGGGACUGGGGACAUUGAUGGGAGAGGGAAAGCUCAGGGAGAGUUUCUCCAGAGAGACUUCUCAGAAACCUAUGAGCACUACCACGUAGAGAGCCUGCAGGGCCGGAGUAAGCAGGAACUGGUGCGGGACUACUUGGAGCUGGAGAAGCGGCUUUCGCGAGCCGAGGAGGAGACACGGAGGCUGCAGCAGCAGCGGAACCCCCUGGGCCCGCACCCCUGUGAGCGGGCCCAGGAACUGGCAGCUGAAGUGGAACGCCUGAAGAUGGAGAACCAGAGGCUUCGCCGGGAGAAUGAGAUGUGGGGCCGAGAAGGCAAUGGACCUGGAGAGAACCCAGGCUCCUAACCCCCCCAGGGUGGACUCAGAGGGAGGGAGAAGAAGCUGCCCAGCACUGUGGCCCAGGGGUGCCCCCCUCCGGCACACUCUGGAGCUCAAGGCCUGGGUCUGGACAGGGACCGUUGGGAGCAGAGUUCCAGGUUUGAACUUCUCCUUCUUUUUCCAGCAUGCUGCCCCACCCAGAGUCGAAGUUCCAUGAAGACAAGUUAAGUUUGUUUUCUUGCUGUCCCUUGUUCUGUUUUUUUUUUUUUUUUUUUUUUUUUUUUUUUCUGUAGUAAAAUUAAAGUGUCUUGAUGAGGGCAAAGAGCAGUUGGGUAGAAAUUGCACCAUAGACUCUGCUGGGACCCUCCAGAUAGCCUUGUGUGAUGGAGACAUCUUUAGGGUUGGGUCAUCGGGGGAGUGCUUUGUUUCCUCCAUGGGAAGGAGCAGAAUGUGAAAGCAUACCCAGACCCAACUUGUCAACCUCCAGGUGGGAUGAGAAUUGUUCUACUGGGACCCCACCUCAGUCCCCAAGGAGGUCUGGCUUUCUCUGAGCUAAUGGAUACUUGGGCUAAGACUUAUUGAAUGGGACUUAGGACCAGAAUCACUUCUUUCUUAGGUGAUGGAGAGAAACCCAGGUAAUGAUCUACUCCAUCCAUUCCCCUAGUGUUCCUUCAAGAAAAUGAGGCUGAUAUCAGAACCUUUGCACUAUGCAAUGAUAAUAAUAAUAUCUAGCAUUUAGAGAGUGCUUAUUUUGUGUCAAGCACUGUACUAAGUACUUUACAAAUAUUGCCUUAUUAAUUCAUCACAAUAAUCCCGGGAGGUAGGUGCUAUUUAAUAUUUAAAUCCAAUUUAAUGAUAAAAAUUUUGUGGCAAGCAGUGGUUAAAUGACUUUCCCUCAGUCACUUAGCUAGUAAGUGUCUGAGUUAGGAGUUGAAUUUCAGGUCUUCCUAACCCCAGACUUACUAUUUACCAUGCCACCUAGCUGCCAGCUAUGCAAAGAGAGAUUAGAAUAAACUGAGUAACCUGGACUUCCUUGCUUGCCUUCCCCUUACCAUUUGGAGAUUACAGGUAUAUUCCAUCCCUUGUCUUUUGACAUGCUUUUUAAAUAUAGGUCCCUAGGAAAUUAGGGAAGCCCUAGAAAAGGUGGUCUACUCUACAGAAGUAGAAAGAGGUGACAAUUACCCCUUAAGUCAAUUGGCAAACAUUGAUUAAAUGCCUACUGUGUGACAGGCAUGGGGAUGCAAAUACAUUCAAUGAAACGUUCUCUUCUGGCAAAGAUGCUGAGAUUUUAAUGGGGAAGAUCCUUGGUACGAACUUAUAUGGGGAUCAUUCCAUUCACAGUUGAAUGGGCAGCAUUGGACUACAUGCUAUUUUUAUCAUCUCCAUAAUCGGUCCUGAUCACCUUGUCUGAAUUAGUGCACAUAAUUGAGAGGAAUGGGAGGGAACAGUGAGGUUAUGGUCGGGUCUGUUCCUUGGGUGGAACUUGAUUGUUGGCUCAGGACAGAAGAGCAGCAAAAACAAGGUCUGCUUUUUACCUUUGAGAUCAGCCCCUCCUGGCAGAGCCCUCCCUUUCAGGAUCAGGCUAUUCUGGAUUAGAGGGAUGGCCAUGAGAUUGAAAGCUGGCAGGGGCACUAAAUCCAGUACUCUCAUUUUAUAGAUCAGGAAACUGAAGCCCACCUGGGUUUAAAUGAUUUGCCUGAGAUCACAAGGCUUGUAAGUGCUAUCAGGAUUUGAACCCCAAUCUGCUGGUAACUCAAUCACAUGCUUUCCACUGUACUACUUCCACUCCUGUCUAGUUGUUCCUUUAAGACCUAUUGUAGUAAUCCUUUCAGAAUGAGCAAUCAGCCUAUUCCCAAAAAAAGGGCCGAAGGUUUACUUUAACUCUUGUUCUAGCCAAAGCAGGAGAUUGACCCAGUUCCAUACCCUGAACCCCCCAGAUAAACUCUGGAGAGACCUGCCUUCUCCUGAAGGUAAUUAGGGAGACUGUAUUGGGCAAGAGACAGCUCAGAAAAGGGAGAUAAUUGGAAUUGCUGACGAGUCAGUGGGUCAUCUGGUGCUGAGUCACCCAGCACUUAGACACUGGUGCUCUGCUACCUACCUGGGACAGUUUUCAGGAUGGUGCACUGACCUGGUGGCAGAUCCUCUCACUGGAGACCAGAGCAUCAAAGGUCAUUCUCUCUGGGUUCUCCAGACAAAGCAAAGCUGUACCCUUGGGAAGAAAUGCUGGGGAAAUAUAUAUUCUCCCUUUGUUCUGUGGCCAUACCUAAACAGGGGACUUUACAGAGGAAAGAAGGUGGAGGAAGAAGCUAUCCCUGAGGAGGUGGGGAUGGAGACUUGACUUUGGGCACUGAGGAAGUCUGAUAGAGGUAGGGACUGAAUGGCAGAACAGUCUUUACCCUGAAGGAAUUAUGGUUGAAAGAAUUGGCUGAAGCUAGGAAGGGAGAGAGUAGGGGAAUUAACAGGGGAUUUAGGUGAGUGUUUAUGAGGUAUUAGAAAAGGGCUGUAGAUUAAGAUGAGUGGGAUGGAAGUGGAGCUGAAGGGUAACUAGACAGGACCCCAGCCCCUAUCUAAGUAAGAUGUCGUAGGGAUUAAAUUGUGCUCUUUAAAAGGAAAGCUUUCAUUAGCAUUGGAGGAGGAAAGGUGAGUUGUUUGGUCCUUAGCAGGGUAGCCAAGGUUACAGGAAAGGAGGGACCAGCUUGUUCUUUCUCUGCCUCCCACCUCCAGGCCCACACAAACACUUACCUUCCUUCUCUCUAGCUUCCUGAAACAACCCCAUUGGGAAGGUGGUUAAAGUCCCCCCCCUCCCACCUACAUGCAGCAGCAGAGGCCAUUGCUAGACUCUUUUUAACCUGCUUGUCUUCCUUUGAAGGAAGACCAGCUAAGGGAGGUCCCUUCCUGACCAGGAGACUAGCAGACAUCCCCAUGCCUAAGUACUCCUCUGACAUGGACCAAGCUGGCUUGCCCUGUUCUCAGUUCUCCCAGGGUUGAAGGGGAGCAGAAAUGAUAUUUGACAGAUUUCCUUCCAGGAACCUGAUUUUAGGGGGCUAGGCCACCAGAAUUCAGUGUGUGUGUGGGGGAGGGCUUCUCUAGAAAAAAAAACUUGGGCAUUGAAGGAUCCUAUAGAUUAUUAGUAUUGUUAUUAACCUGGACUCUACUAUCUAUUGACAGAUUUUUUAGGGGGGUGCUUAUAAACUUGGAUGGGAUUACAUUUUAUUUUUUCCUUCCAUCAUUAUUUAAAAACAUUUUGUGAAGAGGUCCAUGGUCAAUGAUAAUACAAGAUUGGAAGAUAGGUAAGGGAGGCUAUGAGAAGAGAGGGGUUUUUUUGUUCAACACUUUCUUCAUUUUAGAGACAUGAGAUUAUCAUUCCACUAAACUAGCAGAGAUGAGUACUCUGAGAGAACAUUUAACACCCACCACUGUGAAGAUGACCGGAUGAUGGCUUUUUUUUAAUGUUUAACUAGCUGCUCCAUAGGUGGGGAAAUGUAAAUCAGCCCUCAUAAAUGCAAAGAAAAGCUUUGUAAGCUGAAAUUGGGGUUUAAAUGAAACUCCUUAUAAAGUCUAGCUGGUUAAGCAUAGCUCAGAUUAAAACUGCAACCUACUCAUACACCUCUUUGGGGUUUUGAAAAACUCUCUGCUAUGCAGGAACUUCCAUCCUCACAGCAAGACUGAGAAAGCUAAGUGACUUUGUCCAGAGUCACACAUCUAAGUCUGACAUGGAAUGUGAACUUAGGUCUUCCUGAUUCCAGGAGCAGUGUGGUCUUUUUAUUCCAUCAGGGGAUCUGAACUACAAUUCUGGUUUUCAGUUGGCCCCCAUCCCUCCGCCCCACUCCCUCUUCCUAUUCCCUCUUUCCUAUUCCAGCUCCCUAAAAACCAACCAUUGUUCUAGUCUCAGGCAAUGUAUUGAAGACCCAGAGCCCUAACCUCUUUCAGCAAAAUAACUUAUUGAGGAGAGGCCAGGGAAAUCCCAUAGAGUUGGGAGAUCUCAUUUUUUUCCCCCUUUCUGACCCAUUGCCCUUUCCAGAGAGAGUCUCUACCAUCCAAGUGGCUGCCCUUCUCAGCCUUUAAUUGGGAAGUAUGGAGAUGCAAAACAAGAGAACCCCCAUGAUAUUUACUGGUGGUGUGCCCCUCAUUUAUUUUUGUGGGUCUUAGACCUGUAUUAUACUUGGAUAUAAAAUUACAGGGUUGAUGUCAGAUCUCAAGGACUAAAGUCCAGGCCAAAAGAUUCCUGAAUUUUGAGAAGCUCCCAAACAAAAAUCACUCUGCUCUAGAAGUUCAACAGAAAUGGGGGUGGAGGGAAGGAGAGACCCCCUGGGUACUCCACCGGGAAUAAAGUGCUUACAAAGAGAUAAAAGAGGGUUGAAAGGGAAGCAAGGGCAGUAAUGGUGGAAAGCAAAAAGGAGACCGUCUUGCCUCCCUGGGAGGAAUAUCUGAAGAAGGACUGUGGGCAUGUGGAGGCAGGUGUGUGAAUGCUUAGACACGGGCACUUGUGCACACACUUGUCCAUGCCAAGUGUGACCAUGCAGGGCACUGGCCCUUUAAGUGGGGGUGCCAGGAACAGGCCUGCCUUUUGCCACAAAUCCAGGGCAUACUGGGCAUGUGCAAGAGAGCCUUAGUCCUGGUGGGGAGGGAGGCAAAUGGGUUCUGUGGGCUGCCAGUCCUGACUUCCCCCACCCCCUAGCCUUCUACCUUCCUGCCUGGCUGAAAAGGCUGAUGCCCUUUUCUCCUCCCAGAUUCCAGGGCCCCAGCUCUGCCCACCAGUGAUCCAGAAACCGUCUUGGAUUUGGGGGCAGUGAGAUCUCUGAUCCAUCAAGGACCUGAGAGGAGGCAGCUGCCCAGGAGAGGGACCUCUGCCCUCCAGUUUUGGGGGGCUGUGGAGCUGCACCCAGGCGAGCUCCUUCCCCCUGGCAGCCCCUUGCCCCAGGCACAUGUAGCACAUGGAAUUCAUGUACAGGGCCACCUGCCUGAGCACAUGCUGCUUCUCCUAGGAGUGGGGGAGGGGGCCGCCUCCUUUUCUGCUUUUUUUUCUCCUCUAGUCAGUAAAAUGACGUUAGGAGAGGCAAACCUAUCUGUCAGCACCAAAGCUAAAGAGGCAUGGCCCUUAUUUCCCUCCCCUCCCCGCCCCCCAGUACCAUGGGGAGCUUCCACUCUAGGGGAACGGUGACAGACAAAAAAUGACGGGGGCGGCCGGAGCUCUGCUGCAGGAAUCAUCUUCCCAGAACAGCCCUCCUCAUCAUGUUUCUCUCCAGUAAAGAACCCACUGCAGCUCCUUACUAGAGACUGCUCAAUGGCCCUACUAAUGUCUUCUCCCAGCCCUCCUGGACCCUAAUUUCCAUGUGUGGGCCAUUUCUUUCCUUAGCCAAACCUGUCCCCAUCCAUCACCCAGCUGCUGAGCUUUCCCUUGUGCUAACCCCCCACAUUCCUCCCUCCACCUUCUCCCCUACCAUCUCUUCCGUGCCAGCUCUAGAACCUGCAUACCAAAGGCUGAAGGGACCUUUGAGGUUUUAAGUAAAUAUUUCAUUAUCAGCUCAGUCAAACCAAGAACCCCCCACACACACCCCCACACACACUCUUCUGCCACUUCCCUGUCCCUCCUUCCCCCAUCCUGGGACUCCUAUUGCAUUUCUUUUGCUUAGCCUGGCAUUUGAUCCUGGCAUAGGAGCUGUGUGCCAUGGUAAACAGGCACCCCAGGAGUCAGGGGUGGGGGGGAGGAGGCCGUCGUUUGAGAAGGGAGUGGGGAGAGGGGCUCUGCUCUCUAGCCUGACCCAGCCUAGUCUCCAUCUCUGUCCUGCACCUAACAGCUGCGGCUUCCUGGCCUUUGAUGUUGGGGAACCUUCCUUCUCCUCCAUGGUCCCCUCCUUUCUUCCUGGGGUCCUCCUAGGACCAGAGAGCUUGAUGUACUUUUUAAUUAGUGGGAGCAACAGCCCGAGGCACAAUGGCCUUAGUAGGUGGAGGGCUGGAUUGAGUUGGAGUCAGAAGACCUAGCCAAACUCGCUAGCUAGAUGGCCUCCCCCCACCCCCCCAUGCACCAGGUGUUCUUUUUUCUGACCUUAAGCUCCCUCACCUGUGAAAUAGGGACAAUUAUGCCCCAGGUGUGGAAAAUGGCUUUGUCCAUCUUGAGUUUCCAUGGCAGUGUGAACCAUUGCAAGGAUUUCUUUUUACCAGUCCGGGCUCAGUACGGGUCUUCAAAUCAACCAGCUUUUAUUAAGUACCUACUAUGUGCCAGAGAUCUGAUAGAGAAAUGGCAGACCCCUCCGCAUCUUUGCCCAGAACACCCCCCAGAUGCGGCCACAGAGUCAGAUUGAACAUGUACCAGCACCGGGCUAAGUACUGGGGAAUUCAAAGAAAGGUUAAAGACAUUCCCUUGAUCUCCGAGAGGUCAUGGUCUAAUGGGGGAGGCAACAUAUAAACAGCCAUGUUGAAACAAGUCAUUCAAAAUCAUUUGGAGCUAAUCAACACAGGGAAGGCACAGGCACUUGGGGGACUGGGGAAGGAUUCCAGCUUUGAUGGGAAGGAAGUCCAGAGGCAGGGGUAGGGGCUAGGGGGCUUGGGAGAGUUUAGAAAAGGACACUGCAUUGGGAGUCGGGGCAGAUGUAGGGUGUCAGAAAGGAGCAUUUAGGUAAGGCCUGCUACGUGCCAGGCUCUGUGCCUUUACCAAGAUUGCCUCAUCGGGUCAUCACCACAACCCUGGGGGGCAGGGGCUGUUCUUAUCCCUGUUUUACAGUUGAGGAAACUGAGGUUAAGUGACUUGCCAUGUUCCUGUAGUUAGCAGAUGUCUGAGGCCACAUUUGAACUCAGAUUCCGGGCCUAGGUCUGUUCAAUGAAUCUUGAGUUGCCUCCUUAAGGUAAGAGGGGACAAGGAUAUGGAGGGUUUUUAAAACCAGAGGAUUUUACAUUUGAUCUUGGAAAUGACAGGGAGCCACUGAAGUGUACAGUGCGGGGAGAGACCUCCAGCGGAAGCCCAGUUCUGGGUAAAUUGCUUAAGCCCCCAGGGGCCCGAUCUCCUCACCUGUAAAGUAAAGGUUUUCUCUGAUCUUUCCUUACUAGUGCAUUUGGGGGGAGGGAUGGAGGUGGGGGGCUAUGGGCCGUUUGCAUAAAUUUGCAUUGCAUUCCUUUUUCUGGGGAUUUUAUCAUUGGUAUUCUACCCAAGCUGAUCUACACACAACCUGUUUGUACGUAUGUGUGUACUGGCAUAUAUGUAUGUUUGGGGGGGUGUUGUUGCUUAAGCCUGGAGCUGAGGACCGGUGGGGGGAAAGGGGGGAGAAAGUCUCCCCCCAUGCUCUUGUCUCCCAUUGGAGAUACUGUCCGCCUUCUCGCUGGGGGGAAGCAGCUCAGCCCCUUUCUCCAUCCCCACCCCCUCCAGGUCAGGAGACAGAAAGGCCAUUGUAGACUUGGAGAGAGCCGUGGGGGCAGGCCCAGGCCCAGGCCCCAACUGUUUCUGGCAAAGGGACAGCAUGGGCAGCUGGGCCCCAACUGGUUCAUCUUCUUUUCCUGGCUAUACCCGAGGAGAUUGCUUUGGCCUGUCUGACCGUACUGCCUCCCCCCCCCCCCCCCCCAACUCCCACUUCCCUGAUGCUGGCCCAGAGUGCUCUACCAGAACUGGACUGAAGCCUUUGGAGGCUUGGUCUUCAGGGCAGCGGCCUGAGAGAGUGGGCCCGAGAAACUAGAGGGGCUCUCCUCUGAAGGCCCCCCACUCUUGGGAUCACAGGGGUCUCUCACCUUCUCUUUCCAACUGCACAUGCUCACCUUUUGUGAUUCAGAAAUUGUUACAGUUCGGAGAAAUCUCAGGCUACAAGCUGUAGGCAAAUGAGGUAAAUUACAGAUACCCCAGCUCUGUUGAAGCUUCAUUCUCUAGAAUCAAAACCUCAGAGGUGGAAGGGACCUUGGAAUUAAGUUAUUACCUUUAUUUCUGGGCUAUCAACUUUCUUUCCCUGGUCACCGAUCUUCUAUAUAUGUGCAUAUAUGUUUUCUACAUAUGUACAUAUAUGUGUGUGUGUGUGUUUUACCCUAUUAGAUUAUGAGUCCAAAGACAGAGGCUUUUUCACCUUUAUAUUUGCAUUUCACCAGACACAUAGCAAACCCUCGGUAAAUGCUCUGAAGUCAGACCAAUCAGCACUUGAAUAGGUAAAUUUCCUAUUCACCAAGGGAACACAAAGGCUGUUAGACUUCCCUUGCAGACCUCAGGUGACAGACAACUCCUUACCUACUGAGGCAUCAUUAUCUAUCUGUUGGGGAGGGGCAUAGUUGUGAUUUCUGGGCAGGUUUUCCUGCAAUGUUUUGUCCAAAUACCUUGCAUGCUGCCUCGUACUUCCAUUUAUUACUUCCAGGCAUCUUCCCUGGGGGGUGUGCUGAUAAUGUUUAACAAAUGGCUCUCCAGAAAAUGUAUUCAACCCAUCAAGUUUAAUCUGAAUUAUUACCAUUUUCUCCACUAUCUUAAAUUUAGACAAUCAAUAAAACAAUAAAUCCAGCUCUGAUUGUAGUUGAUUUCUAAAGUAUAAAUGCUCUCAAUGAAAAUUUGAAAUCAACUUGUUUGAAACAUUUCCUGCAUAACACACCUGACUUAUUGGUCAUCUUAUUCCUUGCCUUGAUCUUACACUCUAUGGAUUAGAAACCAGAAAAUGCCCCAGGAAUCCUAAUCAAUUCAGUUUGGGCUGGACUGGGCUGAUAGGAAAAAGCAGACUCAGGUGGGGCCGCUCUAUCUGCCUGGCCCGGGCCUGGCCCACCAGACAGGCUUUUAGCCACUAUGAACCAACUGUGUCCUUUCCCCUGCCGACACCUGUGCCUGCCCCCCACCCUCUCCUUUUUGCUCUGGGAACUGUAAUUAAGUCUAUACAAUCAUUGCUUCUGGGAAAGGGCAUAUCAAUCAACUUUCCUAAGGCUCCACUAAGUGAGUUGCCAGACCCAAACACCCUCUCUUGGCCACUCCUCCUCCAUAUAUUUUGUCUCAUCCUAUUAAUGUCAACCCAAUGACAGAAACUUUCUCACUUUUAUGUUUGUCUCUUUCUGGGCACAUAGUAAGCCCUCAAUAAAUGCUUUUCCUUCAUGGCUUCCAAUGCAA